AUGUCUCUGACCCAGGGUGUGCUGCCAGGAGUGGACCACAGCCACAAUCGUCCCGGAUCAGAGGAGCCAGUGUCAGUGGUGCAUUGUGGGCAGCGGGGCCAGUGUCAGUGGUGCAUUGUGGGCAGCGGGGCCAGUAAGAAGGACAAAGCAUGGGCACCGAACAGAAAAACCAAAAAAGAGUGUUCCAUAACAAAAACAGGAAUAGGGAGAAGUGAGGCUGCGUGCGCAUCCAGUGAAUUUGCCUGUGCUUCCAAUGGCCACUGCAUCCCUGAUGACUACGUGUGUGACGAUAUCAUGGACUGCGACGAUGAAUCGGACGAAGAGCCUGUCAUUGAGGACUGUCAGGCGUAUCUUGACGGGCUGGACGAGGAGGAGUCCAUCUUCCCUUCAUUCUCCACUGAUGACGAGGAUGACGAUGAUGAUGAUGGUGACGAUGAUGACGAGGACGAUGAACAAGUGAUAGUUGAGCAGGAGCCUCCACAGCAGUGUGGCCUCAGGAAGUGUCAAGUGGGCUCUAAGUUCAAGCUGAUGGACGGCCUGACACACUACUACACUUACCACACCAAGUCAGUGACGGAGGUGUCGGGCUCCUCUCCCUCCAACACUUCCCUCGCCAUUCGCGCCCAGCUCGCCUUCACCGUGCUCACCGCCUGUGAAUUGGAGCUUGAGGUCAGGGACAUGGUUGUGGAGACGACCCGCAGCGACAGUGGCGGCCAGCUACACGCGGUGGACGACAACGCCUUCAUCGCCGCCGUCACUAAAAACCCUCUAAGAUUUGCCUACCACGACGGCCUGGUGGAGGAAAUUUGUCCCCGUCCUGACGAGGAGCCCAAUGCUCUCAACUUCAAGCGGGCGGCAGUGUCUCUGCUGCAAAACACCAUGCCGCGCCUCGACCUGGACCACCACACCACAGAGACUGACGUGGUGGGUCACUGCGAAGUGGACUACGAGGUGGCGGGAGUGGCCGGCAAAGGUCUGCUCCUGAAGAAGACCCGAAACAUUCCCUCCUGCACCACCCGCUCCUCCACUACCUCCUUCAUCAAGGGUGUCGAGUAUGAUUUUGUCGGGGGUAUCCACACUCCUCCGCUGCUGGACACGACUAGCGAGUGUGUGCAGGUGGUGGCUGAGGGGCAAGUAGAGAGUGCGCGGUGCCAUGAACUCCACCGCUUGACGCCAUUCAGCUCAGAGAGAGGCGGCAUCUUCACCACCGUCACUCAGACACUCAACUUCACCCACAAAGCGUUCUCUUCCUCCAAGAUGGGCAGCGUGCAUGGCCGGACCAACCUGUUGUAUGAUUACCACAACCACGUCCAUGCCGAAGGGAACCCUGCUGACGGAGCGGACGAUGCACACUUCUGGGGCUCCCGCUCAAACCAAAUCCUUGACAAGAUCGCCGAGAACAUGGAGAAUGAGGGCGUGGGCACCAAUGCUCCGCGUCUUUUCCUUGAGUUGGUUCAGGCUCUGCGCCACCUCAGUUUCCAGGAGCUGUGGGGAAUCAACGAGGAACGAGACUGGGGUCCCGAGCGGAUUGUGUUCGACGACGCCCUCCCGGUGCUUGGCACGGGGGCCAGCGUGGGCGUCAUGCGCGACCUCAUGGGCCAGGACCACAACAACAUCCUCACCAACACUUGGCUCACCUCCCUCUCCUUCAUCUCUAGACCUGACUUGGACACCAUUCUGGAGGCGGCGCCGCUGCUGGAGGUGGAGAGGGUGCACGCUGACGCCUUUCUCGGGGUGGGGUCCCUGGUGCAGGCCUACUGCCGCGACCAUCCACUCUGCACUCAAGACCCGCCCGUCCUGAGGGUCAUGGACACACUGCAGCGCUUCGUCGGCGAUUCCUGCCAUAGGGAAACUAAACAAGAUAAGAUCCAGGUUCUGAUGGCCAUGAAGGGAAUCGGCAACGCGGGGGCGGCGGUGACGGAAGGCAUCCCAGGGAAUCUGGCGCAGUGUUUCAUCAGUCAACAAAAUGAAAACGAGAUCCGCCUGGGCGCCAUCACUGCUUUCAGACGCUUUCCCUGCGAGGUGUCCCGCGCCCCGCUGCAGCAACUGUUUCAGGAUCACACUGAGGACGCCGAGCUGCGCAUUGCCGCCUAUCUGGAGCUGAUGCGUUGCCCUGACUUCCAGGUGGUGAAGCUGGUCAAGCAGACGCUACUCAACGAGGAAGUCAACCAAGUGGGUUCCUUUGUGUGGACGCACUUAGAGAACCUGAAGGAGACGAGCAUGCCCUCUCGCGCACACCUGCAGGGUCUCAUCUCUAACCAAGACAUUGCCAGCAAGUUCACUGCAGAUGUAAGGAAAUUCUCGAGAAACAUCGAACUCUCUGGAUUUUACGAUCAACUCAACGUUGGUGGUAAUAUGGACGCCAAUGUGGUGUUCUCCCAGGAGUCAUACAUCCCGCGCUCCGCAACAUUCAAUUUCACCACAGAUCUCUUCGGCCACUCACUCAACCUUCUAGAAAUUGGUGCUCGAAUCGAGGGCUGGGAUCGUGAACUGGAUGCUAUGUUCUUCCGGCCCCCGUCCCCCUCUGACAGCGAAGCAGCCCUGUCUAACCCUAAGCUGCGUGAGGUCAUGUCGAGAACGCAAAAGAAAGAAAAAUAUAUGCAAAAGGACGCUGAGGUGUCGUUCCACAUGAAGACCUUCGGCAACGAGAUUUACUACCGUCAUCUGCAUGGCAUCCAGGAGGUGAUGCAGGCACUCGGCACCCUCAAUCCGGCAGAGAGAAUACGUCGCCUCAACAUGGGAGAGGACAUAAACCUUCAGAAGUCGUGGCUGGCAACCGAGUCAGCGUACAUCAUUCCCACCACCGCGGGGCUGCCCCUCAACCUCAGCGUCACCGCCAGCGUGGCUCUCGACGUCCACGCCAGCGGCAAGAUUGACGUCUUCAACCUACUACAAGGGCGGGGAGGCAUCAGCGGAAGACUCAAACCCAGCGUCGGGGUGGAGGUGGUUGGUUCUAUGCUGGUGGAUGGACAUGUGGCGCAGUCUGGUGCGCAGCUGGUUUCCACACUCCACUCCUCCACAGUGAUCGAGGGCAGGUUCGACAUCAACGGCUCCGAGCUUGUCCGAGUAGACCUUGCCAUGCCCAGGGACAAGAUUGACAUUAUGAAUAUUUCGUCCAGUCUUGUGCUCAUCCACGGGUCAGCUGAGGCAGCGGUGCCACACUCCCGGGAGUCACUGGAUGGUGUGACGAGUGAUCGCAUGGAACUGGCUGGAUGUUCGGCCUACCAGGAUAAGUUAGGAGCAAAGUUGUGCUGGAAUGUGCAGUAUCCCAAUGCCUCUAGAGUACCGGAGAGUCCCUUCUUCCCCCUUACUGGGCCUGCACAGCUGCAAGUGGCCCUUCACAAGACAGAUCCAACGCUUACCACUUACCAGAUUCGCUACACGUGGGAACGCAGGAUGCUGUACCGCACUUUCCUGCUGUCAGUGAACACACCAGGUACAGCCAUUCCACGGGAACACAGCAUCAGCUACAAUAUUAACUUCGGCUCUCAGAAUAUUUACUUGGACCUACAUUCUCCUCAGACAAAUAUAUCAGCUAGAGGUCGUUACGUGGACAGCAGUAGAGAGCGGCGCGCAGAUCUGAAUGUGGAGCUCAAUGGGCGAGAGGUUGCAACACUCACUGCAGGCCUUGCUGCCCACAGCAGGGAGGGACGAGAUGUGAUCAGACCCAUCUUCACUGUAACCUAUCAAGGCCAUGAUGCCAUCAAGGUCACAGGCGUUGUGGACCGUCGUCAGAGCGGCGGCAGAGAAUUGAUGGAGGUUGACAUGCAAGUGAGUUGUUUGCUGCCACAGGAGGAUGGACGUUGGGCAAUGGCUGCUGGAACCAUCAAGGGUAACCUCUUCCAUGGUCUAAGCGAGUGGACCGGCAAUCUUGAGGCACUUUACAGCCCCUCGGAGUCAGCAGCAAGUGAGAGUAUCAAGCUGGAAUACCGGUGGACUGAACCACUCUCAGUUCACACAGAGAUCAAGAAAGAGCUCAGUGUACGCUUCUUCUUCUCACAGUUUCCAAAUAUUAAUUUCAAGGGCCAGCUGUUGAGACGGUUACAUUAUGGUACUAGAGAAAAUAGUUUACAGCUUAAUUUUGGUGAAAAUUUUGAGGAUGUAAAUCAUCGUGUUGAUAUAUACGAGUCCUUCACCUACCACAAUACUGAAACAGCCACAGUUUUCAACUUCACCACUAGCAUCAAGCAACGUUUGCGAAACCUUGACUUAAAGUUUGGGACGGACUGGUAUCGAGACAAGUAUGUUCACAACACUGGAAUCCUCAUUCAGUAUGAUACAAAUCAUCGGAUAGAAUCACGGCUGCACAUGAAAUGGAAACCACUUGGAUUGGUUGACACAGAAGGUUCUUGGUUUCUCAAGAUUCCUGGAAGAGUGGACUGGGAAGUUAAUGGACAUGUCAAAGAAAACGUUGUCAAAAAAUACACGUUUGAAGUUGAAAUAAAAGCCGGACACAACUGGCGACUAGAAGCAAGUGGAACAUACAGCGACCAUUCAACUCUCCUGGAGCAGCUACACAACCUUCAGCUGGACCUUCACCUUCCAAGCUACGGCCUCACAAGGAUCAACACGACAGUUCACUCCAACAACUACCGCAUGAGCCUUGACACACAUAUUUUAUUGAAUGAUGGAAGGAAUUAUGAGGUGAAGUUAGCUUAUGAAAGGCGGCUGGACCACAUGCAAGCACAGGAACACAUUCUCCACUUUGAGCUCCACAUGCCCAACCAGCUGUACAUCCUUAAUAGUGCCAUUAGCUUUGGUACUGUUAUUACUUUCACAAGUGAAUUACACCUUGACAGACGUGACAUUCAUCUGAGUGUGACGGCAGAUAUUCUGCAACCAAGAAAAACUGGUCUUCAAGUUCUCUUAAAAUGGAAUGCUAACAGGGAUCCAAAUCAAAAGAUGUCGAUUGAGAUGCAGUAUGUGAAUCCAAAUGACAGAACGUCUAACUUUACUCUGAAUGGCCUUUUGUUCUUCCUGGGUCAGCAGUAUCGAAUCAACUGGAUGACUGAGAGAAGAUUGGAAUAUAUGGAGAGAGAUAUGAUCUGGGAGAACAGAAAUGAAGGAUCCUUCAGCUGGAUGGAGCAGAGUGGUCACUUGCAGGAGAUAGCGGCCAAUGUAACCAUGAGGUUCAGACGUGGCGACACAGCAGAACUGUACGGCAUGUUUGACCUGGACACACCCUUCCCACACUGGAAAAAGAAUUAUCUGGAACUAAAAUACUUCAGAAAUGCAGAUCAGAUUGAGAGCAAGUUGAAGGCACGAUGGCAUGAUGGAGAAUUUAUAGAUUUGCAGCUGAAAGCUCAAAAGCAGAUCCAGAACAGCAACUUUAGGAUAGAAACAAGACUGGAUGUGAAUUCUUCAUUUGAGGGCCUUGUCUAUGCUAGCACAGAAGUCUGGAUUGAGAAGAAAUCAGGUGUCAUUGACUUAAACUUUUAUAUACAGUGGGAUAGAGACAGAUUGGAAGUCACCAUUGAAGGAAAAGACGACAGCUCUGAAACGGAGACAAGAUUUUCACUCUUUGGACAAAUUCUCACCACCAUUGAAGGCUACCAUGAAAUAUCGUAUGCUGUUGAUUUCAUCAUUGGCUCUAGUAGUGCUGAUAUUCAUGCUACGGCAAAGUGGGAGGGACACUUUUAUAAGAUCACACUGAGUGGCACCAUGUACAAUGGAUUGGAGUACCUUCGCCUAGGAGUGAAUGUGGAAGGUGACCACCGUGAGGAGCCCCUGGUGACGGCAUCCUUCCGUGUGUACCACGACCCAGAAACCUUAGAGGAAAAACUUUCGAUUGUGUUAAGGUGGCCUGAGGAGGAGGUGCUGGUGGACGGCCAAGUGGCAACAUUGCCGUACCGCUUCAAGGCCGGCAUUGAAGUGGAGUCAACUUUUGAGGAGUUGGAGAGAGCAGUUAUUGUUCUUGGCUUUACAAAGGACACUGUUAUGAAGACUGAAGCCAAAUUGCAAUGGAAUGAUAAUGUUGAUGCUGGCUUUGAGCUGCUUGGUCAGGUGACUUCAGUCACAGACUUCUUCAUAAGUUGCACCAUACUCACACCUUUCUCAGGAUUGAAGAUAAUAAAGGGUGAAUUGAGAAACCUAUUCCAGUUACAGCCUCAAGUUCGUGUCCACCCAAGAAUCUACGGCCAGUUGGGAGAUAAAAAGUAUGGACUUGGAGCACGGUACGAGCAGGGUGAGUUGCCUCGUCUGCGUGUGGCCUUAGAGCUGUACACUCCACUGCCUGAGCUGCACACUGUCUUCCUGGACGUAUGUGACAAUUCAACGGUCUCAGAUAUCAAGUAUGGGCUUGUCAUGAAGUACGGGCCCACCAAACACCUGAGGAUUGAUGUGGAUCUAAAGGAGAAGCCUGGUGGGAUGGAGGGUCAAGCCGUGGCUGCCUUGCCAUUGCAGUCUCUGGGUGAAGACUUAGAAGAUGCCACACUGGAGGCCUCAGGGAGCUUCCUCUGGCUACCUCAACCCAAACUGGAACUCACACUACUCUCCCAGUCCUCUUCACUCACUAAGGUUGAAGUGAAGGCCAGUUUCAAAGAAGAGGUUGAAGGGAAGCUUCAGUUAACUGUUACAACUCCAGUGAGUGGAUAUGAGAACCUGGACCUUGCCAUUGAGUAUAGCCUUCCUGUUGAUGAGCAGCCAGGACACUUUGAUGGCAGGCUCAACACUUCUGUCAACACUGAGUUCCACUUGAAAGGAACUGGUACCACCAAGGAGUUAGAAGCAUCUUUUGUUACACCAUAUGAACCUUUCAGAAACGGAAAUUUCAUGUGGAAGAUGACAUCCCUUGAUGUUGUGAAAUCUCGGCUGGUGGCCAAAUUCCAAUGGGAGAACAGCAACAUUGCUCUUGAUGCUUCAGUUAAAUUCCAACAGAAUUUCAUCCAAAUGUUGGAAGGAACACUGGAGACACCUUGGGAAGACCUGGGCCAUUCCAGCAUCCGCCUUGUAGGACAGCCUCAGGAAGGAGGCUACAAGAACCAGCUGGUACUACGGGGCACGGAAACUACCUACAGAGGACACCUCUUUUGGAAGUACCGCGAUGAAAAUGAUUGGGAUGUUGAUAUACAGGUUGAGCCAGAGAACAGAGGACGUGGAGGAAGAUACACACUGCAGGUAGCUCUGACAAAUGUGGGACAUAAACCUUUCAAAAUAGGUCUCCGUAUGAGCACACCUCAUCAAGGCUUCCAGAAUCUUGACUUUCAGCUGAUUCUUCAGCGAUCUCAAGUUCCAUACAGUAUGAGAGUUGAGUGGGACUUCCCUGUGGGUGCUGGCACCAUUGUAAUUGACAUCAUUCAAUUAUCUUUUGAUAAGGUAGAAUGUAAAACUUCCCUCGUACUAAGAAAGCAAGCAGGCUCUCAUAUUUCCUACAUGGUGGACCUGAACCUCUCCAAUGGUCCAUCCCGAGAUAUGAUUGAUGUUGCAGGAAGUGUGGAAUUCAAAAGCAACCAUGAAUACUGGGAUCACCUCGUGUUGAGAGGAAAAGUGCGACAGAUAACAAAUGAUCCUGGAGAGUUGAGUCUGUACCUAAUGUGGCCAAGACUGGACCCUAUUACUUUCAUAGCUCAUGCUGAACACCAGAACACUGGCCACCAUCUUAUCAUUAAGCCUCUCAUCUCCUUGAACCUGACCAGUGCUCACUACAACUUCAAUGGAGAGAUGCUCAGGCAAGGUCAGCACCUCAACCUGACUGGAGUACUGGAUUGGAAGCGAGAGUUUUCUGAACCCCAACAGGUGCAUCUUUACUCCGGUCUUGUCUUCAAUGAAGGAAAUGUCAGUGGACAACUAACCUUGAGUUUGCCCAUGGUGGAAGGAUGGCAGGACAUCAAGGCUGACCUGUUUUAUGAGACCCGUGAAGGGAGGCACUGGUUUAGGUCAUCCAUGGUGACAGGAUCAGAAGUUACAGCAUUGUCUGGCAAUAUGCUGGCACAAGGCUUUCCAGCUACUGAAGGCACCAUCAAUGUCACCUCAACCUUAAAGUGGGAGAACCAACCACUGACUUUUAACUUCAAGCAGGAUCUCAAUGACAUUGGUUACAAUGGAGAUUAUCACCUUGAGUGGCCUGUCAGGACAGAUAGCAGCUCACCCUGGAUGAGGAGUCCUGUGCAGGCUUCCCUCAGGCACCGUUUCCUGGAGGCUGGCCACGGGGGAACGUUCAAAAUAACUCUCAAGCGCAAGGAUAUUGAUAUUCAGACAGACUAUGGCUUCAAGUUCCCGGCCACAGGGGACGUGACAGUGGAGCUGGGGGCCACCUUCCAAAGAGUCGUCAAGGUGAAGGUGAAGGUGGACCGUAUCACUGCUGUGGUGGCAGAAAAUGUAAUCAAGCAGCGUACAUCCUUUGAGUUCAGCAAUCCUCUUUGGCCAUUAGGUGUUGCUUCUACAAAGGAAACCAAUAUAAAAAGCUCAACAGAAUUAGAGACAGUGACCACUCUAGAACUGUACGAUCUGCACGACGUGUCCCGUCGCAUCACUGUCACUCUCAUCCGCAACACAGCACAGAGCAAAAGGAAUUCAGUUAUUAAAGUGAAAAGUUUUGGCAGAGAGAUUUUCAUCAACAUGGGAUAUGAUUUCACUCCUGGAAAGUUCUGCAUAAACUUUCUACUGUCCUGGGCAGAAGAUAGGAAAAUUGAAUUUGAUAUAUCUUGGAAAGAUGUGUCUAAGGGAUUUUCUAAAGAACAGAUCUUGAAAGGAAAGUUCUCACAGCCAUUUAGAACUGUACUUCUUGAUGGCUAUUACAUGCGCAAUAACAGAAAUAUUACAGCCUUCCUAAAAUUCAAUUGGGAUGCCAUGAAUCCAAGUGAAGAAGUAGUUAUUGGGCAACUCCAGUGGACUGACGAAAGCACCUGGGACAAAGUGGUUCACAAGUCUCAUGUCAGCCUCUCACACCCUCUUCUUCAAAAGGAUAUAAUGGUGUGGGGAGAAGUGCAGCAUGAUGGCCUGGAGGAACUCACUGUUGAGGGGCAAAUGGAGUAUUCUUCAGAUCCAAUGAAGAACUUGAAAUUGGAGAUAAUCAUGUUGAAGGACAAAACUCGUAAUGAUGCUUUGGUGAUCAAUGAGAGAGCAGUUCUCAUGCAUCCUGCAACCAAUCUGACCUUGAAGACCAAUGGGAGCUUGGAGAUGAACACAAUUAAGUAUGCAUUACAGCAAGACUUCCUGUACACCAAUUACUCUGGCCAUCCAUACACAGCACAUCUCAUCACCGGUGUUGACCUUGUGCAGAAAACUUUUCAGAUUACAUUGGAAACAUGGAAAAAGGUGAUGGAUGUUCUAGUGGAGGUGCAGCAAGAGAGGGAAGAUCAGUGGAUUGUUUCCACCAGCAGCUAUCCUGGACAGGAGACACCUCUUCUGACAAGUGUGGAGUUCCAUCCCUCCCAUCAGGUCAUCACCAUCACGUUUGACAACCUCCUCACCAACGACACAACCUAUGACACAAACUUCCCAAGAUACAUUGCUGAACAAGUGGUUGUUGAGGGUGGCUUGGAAGACCUUCGUAAUGCCAGGUUCUCCAUGAAACAUUUACGGCCCAGCUGGCUGAGUGAUGGCCAGCAACUGCAACAGCAAGACCAAGAACAACCAUCAUGGGUACUGGAUGCAAACUUUUAUUUCCGUCUCAACAACUCUCGUCUCCUUACAUCUUGUUUUGACUGGAGACCAGAAAUCAAGGAGGAAAUUUUGAAUGAAGUUGGUGAGUUCAUCGGUGCUUCACAUGAUUUACGAAGAAGUGCAGAGGAAUGGCUUCAAGCAGCACUUAAAAAGCUGGGAGAAGAAUGCCAUGCCAGGGCAAAACCAGUGGUGGCAGACUUGGUGCAACAUACCAAGCCCAUCAUCGUUGACUUCAAGGAUGAAUCUGAGGAGUUUGUGGCUGACAUGUGGCAGCUCUACAACAGCAUCAACUCAACCGCCACAGAGCUCAGUGUCCGAGACUCUCUUCAGUUCAUCAUUCGCACCAUCCUUCAAUCUCUACAGGAAAUCCCAGCAUUUCAAAAGGUAAAGGAAAAGUUGGCUAGAGGGGAGUUAAAAGGCCAGCUUAGUAGAUAUUUAAGAAAGCUUCAAGUCUUCAUCCAAGAUAUCUUUUCUGAUGUGGAAGGACCCGGCUUCAAAGAAAAAUUAAAGGCCUUGUUUAUUAUGUUAGCUGAGAGAUAUGACCAGUAUGCCAAGCGUCUUUAUCUUCAAGCCCGGGAGUCCAUCAAAGCCUUCAGUCAGCGCCUGGCAGAAUGGUUCUAUGUCAAGUGGCAGGCUGUCUACAAUAAUUACAAACCACACAUCCUCCGUACUUUUGAUGAUGUAGAAACCAAUGCUUGGACUUUUGCAGAAAAUCUAAUUGGUUGGAUGAAGCAGUUAGGCCUAGAAGUCAAAUCAUCAGCCUAUUACCAACGCAUCCAAGAACUGGCAACCUACCUGGAAAAAAUAUACAAAGACUUUUCAGAAAAAUCAAAACGAGAAAAUCUGGAGGAAUACUUCUCAAUGAUUAUAGAGAAAGUAAAGAGUGGAGCAAAAGCUUUCCUUGAUCUGGUGGCACCAUUCAUGGAAGACUGGGGAGGAGAGCUGAGGAAGGCAUGGAACACCCUUAUGCAGUUCCGCACAGCUCGGACAGUGAAGGAGGUGGUUGUAGCAGCCAUCAAUAAGGCAAUUUGGACAGUGCAGUAUGUGAACAUUAGUGGACAGUUGAUAGAUGCAAUGGCUUUUCUGCUAGAGCAUGGAUGGACCAUCUUCACACAGACUGGUGUUGAGGCCUCUCAGAAAUAUAUCAAGGCCAAGACAAUGUUCAGAUACACACCAGAAAAAGGAAAAUUGGAGCUGGUACAGAAACUGCCUUUGGACUGGCAUGCAUUUAAUCACAAACCCAGCUGGCAGGAUCUGUCUGAAUAUAGUCAAAUUGUCAAGGUAUUCAGCUUCUUCUCCUCAUCCUCUAAUACCACAUUGUUCAAGAUUUGGCACAAGAUGGUAAAGCUGCGCUUCUCUCCCAGCAGUUUGUUCCCACCCUUCACAGCCACAGGAUACAUGAUUGGGGAGCAACACUUCAUCACCUUUGACCAGCAGCACCUGGAAUACAAAGGGCGGUGUCAGCAUCUCCUUGUGGCAGACAUGGUGGGAGGACGAUGGGCCGUGUCAGUUAACUACCACCAUCACUCCUCCCGCACUAUUAUCAUUUAUAUUCAUGAUGAAUACAUUGAGAUUGCAAAAGAUUUCAUGGUCUCUGUUAAUGGAAGAGCCACAGAAUUACCAACCAGUGUCUCAUCAGUCUCUGUGCACCGCAGCUUGCAUUCCCUACAUGUGGACAGCCACCUCUAUGGAUUUAGAGUGAACUGGAAUCUUGCUCAAGAUGUUACAAGUGUAACUAUUCAUGGUUCAUACUUUGGGAAGACAGGAGGACUUCUGGGGCUGUACAAUUAUGAGCCCUAUGAUGACUUCCAGUUCCCAAGUGGAGAACUGACAGAUGAUGGCACAAUGAUGGCAGAAAGUUGGGAUGUGAGUCCAGUGCACUGUGUAUCGACCGGCAACAUUGCACGGCUGCCGUCCAAAGUUCCUAUUGAAGCCUGCACACAACUGUUCCACAGUAAAGGAUCUCCUCUGAAAGGAUGCUUUUAUGAGGUGGACUCCAAGGCCUACCAUGACAUGUGUCUAGUGGACUACAACACACACCAACCCUCAGAGCACAACACUUGUACCGCUGCUGCUGCGUACAUGGAGGCAUGUGGCAUGAACAGCAUUCCUAUCAAGAUUCCUUCCUACUGUGUGCAGUGUAAGUACAUGAAUAACAACAUGGAGCUGAUGAUGCUGCAGGAGGGAGUGCCAGUUGUGUUAGAUGAGGAGGACAUACUCAAAUCAACUGAUAUUGUUAUUAUCAUUGAAGCGCAGAGUUGCAACACAAUACUGAGCGAGAAGAAACCUGUCAGUCGCUUUGGUACGUUUAUCAAGGAACUUAAUGAAGAACUGCAGAACAGUGGUCUUCAUCAUAUAAGGUAUGCCAUGGUGGUCUAUGGGGGAGAGCCACCAUUCUCCAUGCCAGUCGUAGCAACAGUCAACAACCAAAUCUUCACUGAUGCUGCCAACAUUGACAAAGCUUUGGAUCAUGUUACAUUCAUGAGUGGAGCAUACAGUGAGCAUAUAGAUAAUUCCUAUGAUGCUUUUGUGGCGUAUUCAUUUGCUGCCAGCCUCAACUUCCGGGCAGGAGUCACCAUCUCCUUCAUCCACUUCCCAUGCCAAUCAUGCCAACCCUUCCUUCCCUCGAUGGAGUACAGCACUAUGUACCACAUCCUCUUGGAGUACUCUGUCACCCUGCAUGUCUUCAAUCAAGACCUCUUUGACAUACCCAAAGCCAGAGAAAAGAAAAAGCUUCUAGGCAUAGACAGUGAGUCGGCCUACACCAUGAAGGAUGCCAGGGGGUCAGGUUUGAGGGGAGACAGAGCGCUGAAGUCACAGGUGUCAAUACCCAAGGACAAGCUGGGCUACUGUGCUCCUUUGGCUCAUCAGACCAAUGGUACCAUUUUCACCUCUGCUGUCCUUGUUAUCCCUGCACAACAAGCUUCAAGGACUAACCGGAUCAAGAAGAAAAUUCAGAAACUUGCUAUAGUGUUUGGUAGACGUCUGGCCAUGACUGCUUACCCAAGAGAGAAGAAAAGAUGUGUGUGUAUUCCAAGGGGACCAGAUGGAGGUGGCAUCAUUGAAUGUGACAACUGGGGCAGUGGACCUCUUGCAAUUCUGAGAGACUAUGGCUAUGACACUGAGAUCUCCUACACACCUGAAACGAACAGUGGAGAAGUAGGGUCAUGUAUAGAAAGAGGGGCUGAUGGUCAGUGUCUGCAGCUCAUGGACAACUAACAGGCUGGCUGGUGCCACUUGUCACUUGUCACUUGUCAGUCCAGCUCUUACAAGUAAGACUAUCUGCUGAAAUAAUCAAUAAUGUUUCAGCAUAAAAUAUAUGAAGGUGAAGACAAAGAGGUGCAUAUCAUGGACCUCUUUCCAAAUGAUAGUGUCACCUCCCGCUGCCGUACAUCACCCCAUUCCAUCCCCAUUGCAUUGCACGCAGCCACCCAGCAUGUUCAUCACUCCAAGACAGAUGCAUCUGAUGGGACAGACGUGUAGUACGACUGACAGUGCUAAAAAAAAAUGUUGCCAAAGUAGGACAAAGGAACCUUCAGUCCUUACAAUUGUGACUAUAAUUCAUAUUUGGUUUUACCUUUGCUAAUUUGUUGAUUCAUUACCUAUUUAUAUUUUAAUUGUUUAUUUUCAUUUAUUUCUUUUAUUUAUUCGUUUAUUAUUUUUACAACAUUCUAAGGAGCUUAAAUGAUGAUAGCUACCAACAUACAUUGUUUCUUUACUGGUACAUAUGUACUACAUCUGUCUACAUUGUAAAUGUAGCAUUUAUAUUUAGUUAGGUUACUGUUCUAAUAGUGUAACAAACUUUAAAGACUACAUAGUUAACAGCACAUUCAUUAUGCAUUCAGUUACUUUUAGAGCAACUGAUUAUAGUUUUUUUUUUUUUUUUUUUUUUUUUACUUAUCUUUUACAAACUGUAGUUAUGAACAGUGAAGGUUGCAACGUCAUGCCUUAGCAUUGACACAGUGUCUGGAACCACACUUGUAGUACGCUGUAGCAAUACUUGUCACUUAUCAGUAUGUGCAGGCAGUAAAGAUCAAUAAUUGCCAUUUAGUAUAAUUGUCAAUUAUGUUUCAUAUAAUAGAAUUAAUACUGCCUGUGUAUAUUAUAUACUCGUAAUAGUCAGCGUUCCUAAAGCAAGGUAAUAAUUAGGAUGCCAAAUACGACGGUGCAACCUUCAGUCCUGUUCAUUGCUGCUGUGGAUAUGCUUGUUGUGUGAAGUCCAUGUAAAUUAUUAACAUGUAAAUUAACUUUAUAUCUUUUGUUUUGGGGUUUCUAUUAAAACUGGUACACCAUAAUUAUUUUUCUCUUAAAGAAUGUUAAAUUGUUUUCAGGUUAUCUGAUAUAUUCUUAACAAUAGGUUGAAGUUGUAUGUAAUGUGCAUUAUAGAUUUAACUUGUCAGUUAUACAGUAGUAGAAUAUAAGUUCAGUUAAACAAGUUAUUAAAACAUUGUUUUUCAGAAUAUUUUUUUUAAUAUGUGAUAUAAUAACAUCCUUAUUAGGAAGUAUUGAAACCACCUUUUUUAAUGUUUUUUUGUACAUAUGGGAAUGUAUUGAAUACAAUGCCAGUGUUUUUUGUUUCUUAUUUCUCUUAGCAGAGUAUCAGUAAUAAUUAUUUAGUUCUUGCACUUCCCAAUGCAUCAGCAAUACAUAACUUGUUGCUGCUCCCUCAUCCCUCCUGGGAAAUGCUUACUCAUGUCCCCCUAUGAUGACCCUGCAGAAUGGAAGGAACAUUGUGUUGGUGCUCUGAAGCUGUUAUACUGUAUUAGGUUAAGGAAUAAUUAAAAGUUUUUACUGUUA
This is a messenger RNA of Portunus trituberculatus (swimming crab), 14400 nucleotides long. RefSeq lists its product as uncharacterized. The transcript is spliced from 82 exons. Gene Ontology annotation, biological process: lipid transport. The record is from RefSeq and is a predicted model, not a curated record. Bases 1 to 12822 code for a protein of 4273 amino acids. Gene Ontology annotation, molecular function: protein binding; lipid carrier activity. NCBI's taxonomy places the organism in Eukaryota, Metazoa, Arthropoda, Malacostraca, Decapoda, Portunidae.